CAGGCCACCGAUCCAAUAUAAACAGACUAGAAAAACUGACCAACGACAACAAUACUAACACAGAAAUAGCCAAAACAUCACUGAUAGAAACAACAACAGCACUAAUACAGCAUUGUAUAGAGACAGAUCACAGAUUCAAUCUAGAACACACACAAAUAAUAGACCAUAGCUACAGACAGUCCACACUCCCAUUUUUAGAGAUGUGUCACAUCACCAACACUAACCAUACAAUCAAUAGACGUACCGAUAUAGACAGACUCAGUACAACAUACGCAGCAGUGUUGCACGACAUUAAAAGUAGGAAUGAACGAAACGAAACCACUACGGGAGAUAGCAUAGAUGAGAGGGAAUCAAUUACUCCAAUAGGGCACAGUAACCAGUCCAUAAGUUGAGAUAAAGAAGGACUGAAAAACAGAAAGAUUGCGCCAUUGCCAGUGAAAGUUGUGCGGUGAGAAAAGUGGAAGAUUUUAAAGUCAUGUACCAUAUAUCAUCAAACCCGACAGUUACAGUUAGACCAAACAUUAGACAAAUAACGACACUAGUAUUGUAAGUAACAGAAACCAGACAUUCCACACACAAUUAAUUCGAACAAAUGUUAAAUUAAAUUUUAGUACCCCCUGAGGAAGACACCCACCAAGUGUCGAAACGUUGGGUUAAUAUAUAACGUCGUUGGUUUAAUAAAGACUGCGUAGCCGAAAAACUAUAAAUUAAACCCUACAGUCGAUCAAUUACCAGUUCUACCAAGAUGGCAGCUGUACAACAAUCAUUCUUUGGGUACAUUGACGAGAAUUUCGGACACAGCACAGCGGACGCACUGAGAACAUAUGCGUCGAGCAAUAAGAAACUGGCAAAUCUCCAAAGUCGUAAAACAUUCCUCAUCAGGUGCAGAAGGCAAGGCGUUUUCCCUGCCCACAUCGUAAAUUCGUUCAAAUGCGUGCACGAAUUGCUAGCAGAAAACGGCCCGUUCACGAAUAAAGUGGACAGGACAAUAAACCGGUUCAAGAAAGCCAUCCUGAACCUGGAAAUCCGUCAGACGUUCUUCAAAAUUGGACAGAUCACCAAGGAAUUGCAGGGAUUACAGGGCAACAUCCGUGAUUCAACCAGUGACCGCGUAGUCGAGGAGUUCGUAGCCACGCAACAACAGGCCUACAACAGGUGGUUAAGUAGGAAGGAGCAGCAGACGACGAGAAAACUCACAAAUCUCGUACGCAUGCCGAACAGUACCGACGAACUGGAGCCGAUAUACAACGAACGAGCAAUCCUCAACGCAACCGAGCUGGAGGUCCCGGCGAACACACUGCACCUUCUCAGCCUGGGUCCAAAAUUUGCGCUACCCACCACAUCGCUAUCGCAGGUACCAUUCUAUCACCUACUCGCUGCCACAGAACAGAUCCUGCUCACCAACACCGACAAGAAAGUUCAGGACAGGAAUCGGUGCAAAAUCGUGAAUGUAACGCAAAAUUUCAUUCACGGUUUCGAUUCGAUGGUAGACACGCACGACAGCAUAACGAAGUUUUGCGUCGCAGCGACAGGUACAACGAAAAAGUACCUACGCGAGCAUCCCGAAAUCUGCGUGCUCUCGGCCGAUAAAGGCAACAGGACUGUUGUCAUGAUGAGGGACGACUACGACCAAAAAAUGCGUACGUUGGUGAACGACGAUACAACAUACGAAAGAGUGCGGUCCGAUCCCACCACUAGGUAUCAAAAUGGAAAUAACUCCUUAGUCAAACGGCUCAAAGACUUGAAGCUUAUUGACUACAGAACUGCGAAGGAGCUAACCACCAAUAACGCCGUCUGCCCCAGGAUCUACGGGCAACCGAAAGCGCAUAAACAGAACCUACCGCUUCGACCUGUUAUUCCAAACGUGACAGCUCCGACAUACAAUUUAGCAAAGUACAUCGCCAACAUCCUCCAGAGCUCGAUCCACAGUCCAUACAACACGGCCAGCUCGUUUGAGUUCUGUGACGAAGUGAAUCGAAUCACACUCCCAGAAGGAUACAUAAUGAUCUCUCUGGAUGUGACAUCUCUAUUCACGAACGUACCACGGCACCUGGUCACGAGAAAUAUCAUCCAACGGUGGAAGGAGGUAAACACCCAUAUAAAUCUGGACCUGUUUUUGGAGAUAGUCGAAUAUUGCAUGGAGGCUAGCUAUUUCUGUUUCGAAGGGCAGUACUACAAACAGGUAUUUGGGACGGCCAUGGGAAGCCCGUUGUCGCCGAUCGCGGCGGAUAUUGCAUUGGAUUCCGUAAUUGCUCAAGCUAUGAGAUCUCUACCGUUCGAGAUUACGAUAUUCCGAAAAUACGUGGACGACAUAUUCAUGGCGAUACCACGGAACACCGAGCAACAAGUCCUACAGGCAUUCAAUGACGUCGAACCGAGAAUCCAGUUCACCAUCGAAACCGAGAAGGAGCAGAAGCUAGCAUUCUUGGAUUUAACGGUCAUCCGAAAUGCAGAUCAAAGCCUGACAACGGAGUGGUAUGCUAAACCUAUAGCAUCAGGGCGCCUGCUCAACUACAAGUCGUUCCAUCAAUGCAAACACAAGAUUAACGUAGCCAAAAACUUUAUUCAUAGAGUCUGGUACCUCACACGCAAUAAAUCCACUGUAGAGAUAGCUCAGAUCAUUCACCAGCAUCUCACACUGAACAACUACCCCAGGCAAUUGAUCAACCGACUACUCAACCUGUAUGGGAACAAACGACAACUAAGUUCUCUAACACAACGUCUCCCAACACUCGUAGCAGCCACCACCCCACCCAGCCGACCAUCAUGCCAGCAAUCACCCACACCACCCUCACUGAUCGAAAUCACCGAUGAUGCACCAGACAACACCCAAAGCCGACCAUCUCGCCAGCCUCCCACUCCGCCAGCCAUUCUGCCAGCCGUGCCCACACCCCCAUUCUGUACACAACCAAGCACCUCGAACCAGAUACAGCAACAACCAAGCACCUCGAACCAGAUACAGCAACAACAACCGGAAUCACCCUGCCUCCAACCUACUGCAAGUUCCAUCGACGUCAAUGAGCACCAAACAUCAGCAGAUCCAAACCGCAGCAUCAAUGAUCCCUCCAGAAGCACCGAAACCAUAACAGAACAACCUGAAACAACAAAAAUCGAUAAAAUUUAUAGAGCCAUACCAUAUAUACCUGCACUUUCUCAGCGAAUUACUAAAAUUUUGGCUAGGGACUAUUCCAAUAUAGCAAUCGCAACAAAACAGACCCGUGUGAUCAAAAAUCUUCACACACAGGUAAAGCACCCGGUAAAUAAAGAUGAUAUUAGCAAUGUCAUCUACAAAAUACCGUGCAACAACUGCGAUAGUUGCUAUAUUGGAAUGACCACAAACACUUUAAGGAAACGAUUAGCAGGCCACCGAUCCAAUAUAAACAGACUAGAAAAACUGACCAACGACAACAAUACUAACACAGAAAUAGCCAAAACAUCACUGAUAGAAACAACAACAGCACUAAUACAGCAUUGUAUAGAGACAGAUCACAGAUUCAAUCUAGAACACACACAAAUAAUAGACCAUAGCUACAGACAGUCCACACUCCCAUUUUUAGAGAUGUGUCACAUCACCAACACUAACCAUACAAUCAAUAGACGUACCGAUAUAGACAGACUCAGUACAACAUACGCAGCAGUGUUGCACGACAUUAAAAGUAGGAAUGAACGAAACGAAACCACUACGGGAGAUAGCAUAGAUGAGAGGGAAUCAAUUACUCCAAUAGGGCACAGUAACCAGUCCAUAAGUUGAGAUAAAGAAGGACUGAAAAACAGAAAGAUUGCGCCAUUGCCAGUGAAAGUUGUGCGGUGAGAAAAGUGGAAGAUUUUAAAGUGUAAGAUUUAAUAUCAGAUUAGCGGGAACCAUUUCAUAAUGAAACCGAAUUUAAAUUUACAGCAUGUACCAUAUAUCAUCAAACCCGACAGUUACAGUUAGACCAAACAUUAGACAAAUAACGACACUAGUAUUGUAAGUAACAGAAACCAGACAUUCCACACACAAUUAAUUCGAACAAAUGUUAAAUUAAAUUUUAGUACCCCCUGAGGAAGACACCCACCAAGUGUCGAAACGUUGGGUUAAUAUAUAACGUCGUUGGUUUAAUAAAGACUGCGUAGCCG
Molecule: messenger RNA, 4116 nt
Organism: Aedes albopictus (Asian tiger mosquito)
Lineage: Eukaryota; Metazoa; Arthropoda; Insecta; Diptera; Culicidae
Exons: 2
Coding region: 746-3751 (1001 amino acids)
Source: RefSeq, a predicted model, not a curated record